AUGCUCUCAGAGCUCUCAGCCCGUCAGAGAAUGAGUUCUAGCCUCGUGGAGGAAAUGCCUCUGAGCCCGCCAAGUCCUCGAGGGGCACAGAGGUUCAAGAAGCCAUGGCUUUUAUGCAUGGUUCCUCUGCUGUUGCUGCUUUUCUAUACCACGGGUGCGCUGAUCUUUACUUCAGUCAAGGCAUUUGCCAAAGAGCCCUGUAUGGUUAAGUUUGAACUAUCAUCUUCAAAGUGGCAAAUGACAUCUCCUGAACCUCUUUGUGUCAAUAUGACAUCUGAUGGGAAGCUGGGGAUACUUCAGGAUGGCGAGUAUUUAAUCUAUGGACAAGUGACUCCUUUUGCUAAGAAAGACAUAAAAAACUCUGCUGAAUUUAUAGUAGAGAUAAUUAAAGAUGGAGAUGUCUUACAGUCUGCAACAAAUGACUUUCAAAUUCUAACUAUAGGAGGGAUUUAUGAACUGCAUGCUGGAGAUAGCAUAUACUUGAGGUUCAACUCUGAUGACCACGUUCAGAAAAAUUAUACAUACUGGGGGGUUGUUUUAAUGCCAGAUCUCUCAUUCAGCUCCUAG
Molecule: messenger RNA, 567 nt
Organism: Arvicola amphibius (Eurasian water vole)
Lineage: Eukaryota; Metazoa; Chordata; Mammalia; Rodentia; Cricetidae
Gene: Tnfsf18
Product: TNF superfamily member 18
Exons: 4
Coding region: 1-567 (188 amino acids)
Biological process (GO): T cell proliferation involved in immune response; tumor necrosis factor-mediated signaling pathway
Molecular function (GO): tumor necrosis factor receptor superfamily binding
Source: RefSeq, a predicted model, not a curated record